AUGGCGCCCAGUCAAAGAGGCUGGCAGAUGAUCGAGAUCGUCUCGGUCUUGGUCAGUCUCAGCUUGAUAUCAGUCGUGCUGCGAAUGUUUGCACGUCUCCGGAGAAGAGUUAGUUUCGGCAUCGAUGAUUAUCUCAGUGUCAUGUCUAUGGUUCUGAUGAUUGCCAUGUUAAUCGAGUUGAUUCUUUCCCAAGGGUGCGCAAUCGGAGGCAACGGAGCCCACGUUGCAGACUUAAAUCCUAAAACCUUCACGAACUACUGGAAGAUCUUCCUCGCCAACCAGUUCACUUACUUCCUCCUCUGCCCAUGCAUCAAAAUCUCCAUUAUCUGCUUCUAUCGCCGCGUCUUCGCUACCCCCCGCUUCCAGCAAUUCACCUUCGGUCUCAACAUCCUAAUAGCUGCUUGGGGGACAGGAAUCUUCCUCGCAUGCGCAGGCCAAUGCCGACCACUCCGCGCCUACUGGGACCACAGCAUCGCAGGACAUUGUUUCAACGCGCAAGAAUUUAUCAUCGUCAACCAAGGCUUCAAUGUCUUCAUCGACUUCGUCAUCCUGGCCCUCCCCAUUCCAAUGAUAUGGAACCUUCACCGCGCCUGGCAAGACAAGCUCGCACUAAACGGCGUCUUCGCGCUCGGCGCCUUCGUCUGCUUCGCCAGCAUCUACCGCAUCGUCGUCCUGUUCUGGAUCAGUCCCACAGACCCCACAUACACCGUUUACCAAGCGACGCUGUGGACGCAUAUCGAGCCUGCUGUUGGGCUGAUUUGCUCCAACCUGCCCAUUAUCCGCGGUCUAUUCCCUGCGUUGAAGUUGAAGAGUUCCCGCAAUGGAACAGGCCCCCAGUAUAUCAAUACCGAUUAUACGAACUCGAUGUUCUUGUCCAAGUCUAGCCCCCGAUCGCCGGAUCUGGAGUACAUGAAGAUGCAGUCGGCACUUUAUAAUGCUCAGAUUGAGAGCAAGUCGCCCGGUUUCUUAGGUGAUGAUUUGAAUCCCUUGAAUAUCAAUGUUCAGACGGAUAUCUCUAUCCAACCGAAUGAUUCCACAACUACGCUGCAUCACUCGAGCGAUGCG
Molecule: messenger RNA, 1065 nt
Organism: Penicillium soppii
Lineage: Eukaryota; Fungi; Ascomycota; Eurotiomycetes; Eurotiales; Aspergillaceae
Exons: 3
Source: RefSeq, a predicted model, not a curated record